CAGCCACGGGGCUGGGCUUCCUGCCCACAUGUCCACCCACACAGGCUUCAAGCUCAGGUUAUAAAAGUCGUGUCUUUCUGGGAAGCUGGAGACAGAGGCCAGAGAGCAAUCAGGACAGCCCUAUUCUUGGCGAGUUUUGUCAUCCGUAAAACGGGCCUGCUGUCAAUGAUCCCAGACCGUUGUUGUGAGGACUCGAUGACGUGACGAAGCUUGUACAGCUCUCAGCGUGGUGCCUGAGACUCACACAGCGAGGACUCAAGUAGCAGUGGGGCUGGUGUGGAUGAUUCAAGGUCCUGGCAGGGAGGAUGCUGCUGUUCUGGGGGUCACUGCUAUGCUGGGGGCUGCUGCCCCAGGCUCAAGGGCAGGCCCGGCACCUGCUCUUCCUGCGGGUCAGCAAGGAUCAGCUGGAGACAGAUAUUUCAGACCUGUUCUCGGAACAGCGCAUCCUGGACCACGUGACCAGGAUUCCUGUGACGGAGGCCGCAGGCGAAGGCGUCCCCAUCCUGGACCACCUGCCCUUCGUGCGAGAAGGCCUCUCCAGGAAGAGCAGCAGGCUUGACCUGUCGCUGGUCGGGGACCUGCUCUCCGGAAAGAGCCUCCCACUGCUGGAGGAGCUGUUCCAGGCGGGCGGGUUGAUCAUAGAAGAUGCCAAAGGACCUGAGGUCACCCUGCAAAUCCUAAGCGACAGCCUGUUCCAGGUCACACUGCAGACUAAACUGUACCUGUCCCUCCAGAGGCCACCAGCCUGUGGCUUCUGGCCUCGACCUUGGGCUGUGGCUUGGAGCGGCCUAGACACGCUGCCCCUGCAGGAUCCUGCGGUUCAGCAUCAUCAAGAACAUUCGCAUCGGGGUACGGCUGGAACAGACAGGGAACAAGACCCGCGUGGCCCUCAACGACUGCCACACCCCACCAGGGAACCUGAGCAUCGAGGUCCUGGAGCACCCUGCCCGAGACCCCCUCCUCUGGCCUCAGUCUCCCCUUCGGUGGCAUCUCAGACCCCACGGCUCCCCUGCCCUAGGAUGAACCCCUUCCUGGUGAACGAAGCUCUAAAGGUGAUAACUGGCGUCCUGGACAAGACGCUGCCUUUCUUCCUGCAGAAGAUGGUGUGCCCCCUGGCCACGACCCUGCUCAACUCGCUGCUGGAGGACGUGUUGCGCAUAACUCUGGCCCCGACCAUCUCGGGCCCAGAAGACUUCCAGUACCAUGUCACCACCACAGAGCUCACGGAGGAGGCCAUCCUGAUGCAGGUCCAGCUCGUGACCCGCUGCGGCCCAGGCCAGAGAGCUCCAAGGCCUGACCACCUGGCCCCCCAGCCCCUCCCAAAAUUAGCCCAGGGCAGCAUGGCGGACCUGGCCUUUUGGCUGGAAGCGUACAAUGACAUCCUGUCCUGCCUCUACACCAGCAAGGAGCUCCUCGUGGACCUCCAGGACUCCACAGUUGGCAGCUCUGAGACAGCUGGAAGUAAACCCUGCAAUUCUACGUCUGCAGAGAUUCUUACAGCAGUGGGCAAGGAUGCGGCCGCCCUCAUUCAGCUGCUGUCACCGAGAGAGCUGGAGCCCGGGCCCGAGACUUCUGCCCAGUCCAGAGGGAGCGUGGGACUGACCGUCAGCACCCCUGACCCUCCCACUGUCUGCCUGGAUGGCCACACGGCCAUGGCCCUCCAGCCGGGCUCAUUGGUGCUGCGGGGGCCCAGCAACACCUCCUCUGUCUCCGUUUCCUGGAAACUCCUUUCAAAGGCCAUGUUUUCCUCAAAAAAUCAGGAAUUAGAACUCCAGUUCACUCCAAACAGCAGCACGGUCGCCCUGGGUCCCCACCCCGCUGGCCUUGCAGGUCAGGAAGAACGUCUGGAGGCCUUGGUCUUGGAGCUUCUGAAGAGGACGUUUCUGCCCCAUCACAACGACGCCUCCGCCCACCCGGACACUGAGCUCCCCGACCUGCCCCUCUCGCAGAGCUGCUCAGAGAGCAAGGCCUCCCGCUGCCCAGCAUCAAGGGCAUCUCCUUCGACCAGGCCCGAAUGGAGCCCUCCGAGGUGCCUGACUGCUGUGCCGGUUACAUCUUACACCACUCCAGGAUUACAUGCUGCUGACCGUCCCGGAGGAAUAGCUGCUUCUCACCGCGGGCCAGCCCCUCCCCUCAGCCCCAAGCGCUCCAGACCCUCGGGGUCCAGGAAUGGCUGCAGCCACAGUGGAAAAUCUCAGCUGCGAUAAAGAUGAUUCUUGCUGGA
Equus caballus (horse) is the source of this 2224-nucleotide messenger RNA. Lineage: Eukaryota; Metazoa; Chordata; Mammalia; Perissodactyla; Equidae. The record is from RefSeq and is a predicted model, not a curated record.